GUCGGGAGACACAACCUUUUUUCCUUUGGUGUCAAUUUGAUCAGCUGUUCCGUCACGAUCAUGCCGUACCAAUUUGGUCACUUCGACCUACAGCAAAAAAUCCACAGCAAAAGCUAGCUGAACCAAUCUAAAAUAAGCUUCUGCUAUGAGUUAAAAUCUGUUAUGUUACGUGCUGCUGAUAUACAGUUUGUGUAUAGUGUCCUUUGCAUGGGGGGAAAGGAAGAAAGACAGUCACACGACCCGAAAAGGUCGAACUCCAAGAAAAAAAGAAGCCCGAGGUCGUUGCCUUUUCGCAUGAAUCUUAUGGCACAAUGAAGUUUGCAAAAAAGUUAGAAACUGAUACAGAAAACCUUCCCGAUGAACUGAGGAAACAUUUGAUACGAUACAAGUAUCUUAAGAAAGCUAUUUCGAAAAUUGUCGACGAAAUGGAGCAAAGAGGACUUUCAGCGACAUUACUCAGCGAAUGGCUCCGCAAGUCUAGUGGCGAGACAGAGGGAGCAGACGAUGAUAGCUUGAAAAUUGAAUACUUUUUUGUAGGUCAGCCUCCUGACAUACGGACAUGCAUUAGAAUUACUUAUCUGGAAAAUGAUCCCCGCAUACAGCAGUUGCUCAAACCAACGGAAGUUGCGGGCAACGAUCAAGAAGUGCUGCCUACACCACUUGAAUUCCGUUACUCAAAGGACGACACUGAUUAUUUUUCCUUAAGUCCACCGCCAUUGAGCGUCCUUUCAGAUCAACAACUUAGAGAAAAUGUUAGUUCGCGACGGGAAAGCAGUAGCUCAGCCAAGCUUGCCAAAACACUUCUUCAGUUGUCCUUAAAUGAAUCCAAAGAACAUAAUCACCAACCGAGAACUUCAGAACAUGACGGAAUUGAAGAAAUUGAGAGGACGAAGACUUUGGUUAUAGAAUUGGAACAAGAUGAUGAAUUUUUCCAAAUGCUCAUGAGGGAACUAAAUGAAAUCACGGAUGUUCAAGAAGAGGCGAAGAACAAGUUUGAGAAAGAUGUGUAUGAUAUGGAGAGUAAACUAAGCUCCCUGGUAACUGUAGCCAAACCAAAGAAGUCUGAUCUGUACACGUGGAGAGAAAUAUUUCGGAUAUAUAUGGACGCAGAAGUGUUUCAGGGAAGUCAUGAACUCGACAGAUCAUUGAGGUCAGCAGAAAAAUCAAGACAACAGAUGGAAUGGUUUACUGCAGAACUCCGACGGCUGAACUUAAUACCCAAGAUAAUGAGCAAAGGAUCUAGGCGCGUUUACGAACAGUUUUUGGCGCUCAAUGCAGAAUUGAUCAAUAUCAAGCAGUUUCAAGCGAUGAAUCAAUUGGCCAUGUUCAAAAUUUUGAAGAAGCACGAUAAACGGAGUGGCUUAAACGCAAGCUCCACCUUUCCAAAUUUAGCCAGCACAGAUGUUCUGUUCAAUACCAAGCUGUCAAAGCUAUUGUAUGCGUCCGUAACGGACAAACUUGUUACCAUUGUACCGCAACCGGAUGACUACAGCUGUCCGAUUUGCAUGAGCAUUGCCUGGCGGCCUAUUCGACUGGUGUGUGGCCAUAUAUUCUGUGUUCGCUGUUUGAUUAAGCAACAGAGGAAGAACAUGCCCAAUUGUCCCGUGUGCCGAAAAGCAAAUGCAGUUCGCUUCGCUGGUGCAGAUCAAUUGGACGUAGAACUCGAAACUAAAAUAACCACAUACUUUCCUAAAGAGAUCAAGGAAAAGCGAAAAGAUAACGACCGCGAGCAAGCUAUUGAAGAUGUGCAAGCUAUGACUGGUCGCAAAUAUAGUCCGGAACAACUUCAGCGUAUGCAAAACGAACGAGGUUGCAUCAUUAUGUAGACUAUAGUCGCUUCUCAACCUAGACAUCCUCCAUUUACUAUUACCUAUUUUUCAUCUUCUUUGCAUUAAUCCUUUUUUACUCAAUCACAUAUUUUUACUUUGUACUUUGACAACACAACAAUGUUAUUGAUAGAUGUAUCAAUUCUACAAUAGAUAUUUACAAAUGUAUCUAAGCAGCGUCGGCAGCAAUCGUUAUAACGAAAAAUGUAUGCAGUUAUAUCAAACUGUUCUUCUCAAUAGCCCGCAUGGUAAGUUCAUAUGCAG
This is a messenger RNA of Umbelopsis ramanniana AG, 2090 nucleotides long. RefSeq lists its product as uncharacterized. The record is from RefSeq and is a predicted model, not a curated record. NCBI's taxonomy places the organism in Eukaryota, Fungi, Mucoromycota, Umbelopsidomycetes, Umbelopsidales, Umbelopsidaceae. The transcript is spliced from 8 exons. Gene Ontology annotation, molecular function: metal ion binding. The coding region runs from base 312 to 1826 and encodes 504 amino acids.